Physcomitrium patens is the source of this 2253-nucleotide messenger RNA. Lineage: Eukaryota; Viridiplantae; Streptophyta; Bryopsida; Funariales; Funariaceae. The record is from the annotation of a RefSeq genome assembly.
AUGACUAUUCGUUCACCGGAACCAGAAGUCAAGAUUAUGGUAGAAAAAGAUCCCGUAAAAACUUCUUUUGAAAAAUGGGCUAAACCAGGACAUUUUUCAAGAACUUUAGCUAAGGGUCCUAAUACUACAACUUGGAUUUGGAACUUACAUGCUGAUGCUCAUGAUUUUGACAGUCAUACAAAUGAUUUGGAAGAAAUUUCUCGUAAAGUCUUUAGUGCUCAUUUUGGUCAAUUAGCUGUUAUUUUUAUUUGGCUAAGUGGUAUGUAUUUUCAUGGAGCUCGCUUUUCAAAUUAUGAAGCGUGGCUGAGUGAUCCUACUCAUAUUAAGCCUAGUGCUCAAGUUGUUUGGCCAAUAGUAGGUCAAAAAAUUUUGAAUGGAGAUGUAGGUGGAGGUUUUCAAGGAAUACAAAUCACCUCCGGCUUUUUUCAACUUUGGCGAGCAUCUGGAAUAACUAGCGAAUUACAGCUUUAUACUACUGCAAUAGGUGGGUUAAUUUUUGCAGCUUUAAUGCUUUUUGCUGGAUGGUUUCAUUACCAUAAGGCAGCCCCUAAAUUAGCUUGGUUUCAAAAUGUGGAAUCUAUGCUAAACCAUCACUUAGCUGGGCUAUUAGGUUUAGGAUCUUUAGCUUGGGCAGGACACCAAGUGCAUGUCUCUUUACCUAUUAAUCGACUUUUAGAUGCCGGGGUGGAUCCUAAAGAAAUACCACUUCCUCAUGAAUUUAUUCUAAAUCGUGAUCUUUUAGCUCAGCUUUAUCCAAGUUUUUCUAAAGGAUUAACUCCAUUUUUUACUUUAAAUUGGUCAGAAUAUUCAGACUUUUUAACUUUUCGUGGAGGAUUAAAUCCAGUUACCGGAGGUUUAUGGCUAACUGAUACAGCACAUCAUCAUUUAGCUAUUGCAGUUCUUUUUCUGGUUGCUGGACAUAUGUAUAGAACUAAUUUUGGCAUUGGCCAUAGCAUGAAAGAAAUUCUAGAAGCUCAUAAAGGUCCUUUUACAGGCGAAGGUCAUAAAGGAUUAUAUGAGAUUUUAACUACUUCAUGGCAUGCUCAAUUAGCUAUUAAUUUAGCUAUGCUAGGUUCUUUAACUAUUAUCGUAGCUCAUCAUAUGUAUGCUAUGCCUCCUUAUCCAUACUUAGCUACUGACUAUGCUACUCAACUUUCUUUAUUCACACAUCAUAUGUGGAUUGGUGGUUUUCUUGUAGUUGGAGCUGCUGCACAUGCAGCUAUUUUUAUGGUAAGAGAUUAUGAUCCAACAACUCAAUACAAUAACUUAUUAGAUCGUGUUUUACGACAUCGUGAUGCAAUAAUAUCACACCUUAAUUGGGUUUGUAUUUUCUUAGGUUUUCAUAGUUUUGGAUUAUAUAUUCAUAAUGACACAAUGAGCGCUUUAGGCCGUCCUCAAGAUAUGUUUUCAGAUACAGCUAUACAAUUACAACCUGUAUUUGCUCAAUGGAUCCAAAAUACUCAUGCUUUAGCACCUAGUUUAACAGCUCCUAAUGCAACAGCGAGUACUAGUUUAACUUGGGGUGGUGGUGACUUAGUUGCAGUAGGUGGUAAAGUAGCUUUAUUACCAAUUCCAUUAGGAACUGCAGACUUUUUAGUACAUCAUAUUCAUGCUUUUACUAUUCAUGUAACAGUAUUAAUUUUAUUAAAAGGUGUUUUAUUUGCACGUAGUUCUCGUUUAAUUCCUGAUAAAGCUAAUCUUGGUUUUAGAUUUCCGUGUGAUGGACCUGGAAGAGGCGGAACAUGCCAAGUAUCUGCUUGGGACCAUGUUUUCUUAGGUUUAUUCUGGAUGUACAAUGCCAUUUCAGUAGUUAUUUUCCAUUUUAGUUGGAAAAUGCAAUCUGAUGUAUGGGGUUCUAUCAGCGAUCAAGGCGUUGUUACUCAUAUUACAGGAGGAAACUUCGCACAAAGUUCAAUUACAAUUAAUGGAUGGCUUCGUGAUUUCUUAUGGGCACAAGCGUCUCAAGUAAUUCAAUCUUAUGGUUCGUCAUUAUCUGCCUAUGGUCUUCUAUUUUUAGGCGCACACUUCGUUUGGGCAUUUAGUUUAAUGUUCUUAUUUAGUGGUCGAGGAUAUUGGCAAGAACUUAUUGAGUCUAUUGUUUGGGCUCACAACAAAUUAAAAGUUGCCCCUGCUAUUCAGCCUAGAGCCUUAAGUAUUGUACAAGGUCGUGCUGUAGGAGUAGCUCAUUACCUUCUGGGCGGGAUUGCCACAACAUGGGCAUUCUUCCUAGCGAGAAUUAUUUCAGUAGGAUAA